GGACAACCGGGAGCUAUUCUUGGGAUUAAAUGCAAAUAGGCUCCCAGUCGCACACUACUUGACCGUAUCGGUUUCCGAUUGGGAAAGGGGGAUCCUUAACCCAAACGAGAAUCCAUGAUGUAUCUUAUUUUAGUUUUCCUUUUGUAUUUGAUAAGGCCCCCCCCGGGUGAAAACGAGUUGGUAGAGUGGAAAAAAUCAGGCUUGCUUGCUUUUUGAGAGGUAGACGACUUGGGCAGAAAGCUAUCUUUUUCCCAUGUCUUUUUUUGUCAACAACAAACCACCAUAUAUAGUAUAGUCAAAAAACACACUAGUCCUACAUCCUACAGGCUUUUCGGAGUUCAGUCUGUAUGGAGGAUACGUUUUUUUUUAUGAAUCAAUCAUGCCUCAACUGGAUAAAUUCACUUAUUUCACACAAUUCUUCUGGUCAUGCCUUUUCCUCUUUACUUUCUAUAUUCCCAUAUGCAAUGAUGGAGAUGGAGUACUUGGGAUCAGCAGAAUUCUAAAACUACGGAACCAACUGGUUUCAAACCGGGGGAACUACAUCCGGAGCAAGGACCCCAACAGUUUGGAAGAUAUCUUGAGAAAAGGUUUUAGCACCGGUGUAUCCUAUAUGUACUCUAGUUUAUCCGAAGUAUCCCAAUGGUGUAAUGCCGUCGACUUAUUGGGAAAAAGGAGGAAAAUCACUUUGAUCUCUUGUUUCGGAGAAAUCAGUGCCUCACGAGGAAUAGAAAGAAACAUAUUAUAUAAUAUCGCGAAGACCGUAUAUGGCACUUCUUCUCCUUUUCCUGGAUGGAAGAUCACUUGUAGUAAUGACUACAUGCUAAUCUAUGUUCCAUGCGGCCAAGAAAUAAUAAUAAAAUAAAAAAGGUAUUGCUUAUAAUAUAAUAGUUGCUCGUUCGUUCACGACCACUUGUUUGUAAUUUGUGGGAAAAACUCUCAAAUAUUUUCAUUCAUCUACUGUACAUAUAUACAACUUGCUUCGUAGAUACUCGAACUGGUCUUGUUUGGUGAAAAUGUCUGCAAGUUGCUCCUUUGUCCAUAUCUUUGUUGGCAUGACUUCCUUUGAGUCCACUCGCUCACGCACAAAAUAACAAUCCAUCUCCACUCGUUCGUUCAUGGAAGACUGGAUUUCUGGUGAUAUGCAAGGCCGCUUGUUUGUCACAGUACAGCACAGUUGCUUUCUGUUGUUUCGCACCAAGCUCUCUCAGUAGCCAUCUAAGCCAUAUCAGCUCACUCACUGUAUUAGCCAUGGCCCGGUACUCAGACUCAGCCGAAGACCUCGACACCACACUCUCUUUCUUCGUGGGCCAAGAAAUGGGCGAGCCUCCAAGCUUCACUAUAUACCCGAGGAAGGCCUAUUUAUGGGACAUCUUCCCCAGUCACAAUAAGCUUCCAGCUCUAAAGGCCCAUCACUCCUGAGCAAUAUACCUUGUCCAGGUGUAGCCUUUAACUUAGAAUUCUCUCGACAGCAUUCAUAUGCAUUUGUUUGGGCGCCGAAGAAAACUGACUCAACGUGUUGACAGCAUAUACAAUGUCUGGUCUGGUCACUGUCAGAUACAUCAACUUCCCUAUGAGUUGUCUGUACCUACUACCAUCAGCAUCCUUAUUGUCUUCGAUAUCUUUGGCGUCUUCUUCCCCUAUUAGUCUAAGGCCUCGCUUCCUUCAUCUUCAUCUUUCUCCUUGUCCCCACCUUUCUUAGGAAUUACCAGCCUACAGCUCCAUGGGAAAUUCACAUGGCCGACACCCCUCCAUUCCUACCUCCCUUAACAAAUCGAGGGUGUACUUUCUCUGACUCAACACCAUCCCUCGUGAUGACCUUGCCACUUCAACACCAAGAAAAUACUUCAACGGUCCCAGAUCCUUGAUGGUAAACUCCUUGUCCAGGUACCGCUUUAUUUCGUUGAUCUUAUCGAUGUGAGUCCCAGCAAGAAUCACGUCGUCCACAUAGAUAAGAGCAAGGAUGAACAUUGAAUCAUGAUUGAAAAUCAUCAUCGAGUGGUCUGCCCUCGAUUGGACAAAGCCAAUGCCUUUCAGUGCCGAACUUCUGGUACCAAUUUCGAGAGGCUUGCUUUAAGCCAUACAGUGACUUUUUAAGUCUGCACACUCUGCUAUCACCUUCCUUGGCAAAUCCCUCCGGAAUCUUUAUGUAAAUUUCUUCAUCCAAGUCUCACCAUGCAAAAAUGCAUUAUUCACUUGGUGUACAAACCAGUUUCGUUUCACUGCUACAGCCAACAACGUCCUCACAGUCACCAAUUUCGCAACUGGUGAGAAAGUCUCAUGAUAAUCCACUCCUUCUUCCUGCCCCUCGCAACCAACCGCGCUUUGAACUUGUCUAGAUCCCCUGUAGGCUUGUAUUUGACCUUAAAAACCCAUUUCGAGUCUAUGACAUUCCGACCUGGUGGGAGCUCCUCCAAGGUCCAUGUCCCAUUUUGUUCUAGUGCCUCUACUUCUUUUCCCCUUAUCUGAUAGGGCUUCCCUCCAAUGCUCGUGUUGAGCUGCUUCUUUGAAGUUCCGUGGUUCCUGUAUACGGUCUAUUGCAGCCAUGAAGGCUUUAUGAGCUGAGGAAAAUCUGUGUGUGGUUUGAAACAUAGUUGGCCCCUGAGUUAAUAGGGGUGUGCAGUGCUGCAACUCGCACUCUCUCUGUUCUCAUCGUGUAAGAGCGAAGAUGGAAGUUCUCAUAAUCGUUGAGAUGCUUUGCCCCUUGUACGUUGACUUCUCUGUCCCUCAUUUCGGCCUACUACCUCCUCUCGCAUUAUUGGGCUCAUUCUCCCUUAUUUCUUCCUCGUCGUUUCCACCAUCCGGCCCACUUUGCUCAACAGGCCCAUCUCUUCCAGUUGGCCCUAUGACGUCGGACCCACUACUAUCUUCAUCCCAACUCCACUGAAGACCCAAGUUCUCGCCUUCCAUUCGAUCCAAGCGGGAAAUUCUUCCUCAAAGAAGGUAACGUCCCUUGAUACACAUAUCUUCUUCCUCUCCAUAUCAAAUACUCGAUAACCCGAUUGGAUAGCCAAUGAAGAUCUUCUCCCCCUUACCUCGAACUUAUCUGAGUUGGUCAAAUCAUGUGCAUAAGCUAGACACCCAAUGGUUCUGAGAUGCCCAUACCGAGCCUUCUUCCCUGUCAAAAUCUCGAAUGGCACCUUGUUCCCAGUGGCCUUUGUUGGUAGCCUGUUAAUAAUGUGUACAGCCGCCAAAACUCACUCCAAAACUCCUUUGGCAAGUUCGCAUGUAUUCUCAACGUGCGUGUCAUCUCAACUAUGUACCUGUGCUUUCGCUCAACCACACCGUUUUGUUGCGGUGUGUAGGCGCAAGAUGUUUGCAUCAUUAUCCAUCCCUUUGUCUUCAUAAAACUUUAAUAACUCAAGUGACUUGAACUCCGUCCCAUUAUCUGUUCUUAUUUGCUUAACCUUCCCAUUAAAUGGAGUCUCUGACAUAUUCAAAAAGGAUAUCAAUAAUUUACUGACUUCGGACUUGUGUUUCAUCAUAUAUACCCAAGUUACUCUGCUAAAGUCAGAAACUAUAUAUAGUGAGGCUUGAAGACCUGUUAUUGAAGGUAUUCUAUACGGACCCCAAACAUCGCAAUGAAUUAAAUCAAAACAAAAACUGCUUUUUAUUGAACUGUCUCCAAAGGGCAAUCUAGUGUGCUUUGCCUUAUUACAAGAAUCACAAAACUCCAUUUUAUCAUAACAACAAUUGACUAACUUCAUUUUCUCCUCUGAGGCGUGCCCAAGUCUCCAAUGCCAUAGCUUCAACUCCUCGGGUUUCUUCACCAUCAACGCCAUUCCUCCACCUUGUCUCGACUCCAGGAUGUAAAGACCAUCAUAGUACUUCCCCAUCCUUUAUCUGAUAGGGCACUCUGUUCGUACGAAGGUCCAAAAUUAUGCACAAGUCCUUAACAAAAACCACAGCAAAAUCAUCAUCAUGAGUGAGUCUGCCCACUGACAGCAAAUUACACUUCCAAUCUGGUAUUUUCAAAACAUCUUUGAGCAAGAACCCAUUCCGUAGUUCUAAAUCUCCUGAGGCUUUAACAAACAGGAAAGUAGUUUAGUUAUAGGGGCCAUUUGGUAUUUGUACAGGCAGAUGGUUACUCCAUUUUUCAUUGAGCAUGGGCUUAUCUUCACAAACUAUAUGUUCAUUCGCACCCGAAUCUAUCACUUUAUCAAAGCAAAGUUAGUUGUGCACUUACCUGCCAUAUUUGCAACUGCUUGCUUCGAUUGUCCAGUUGUUUGAGAAUCUCUCUUGCCUUCGGCCUCACCGUUCAGUGUCUGCAUUAGGCGUUCAUAUUGUAUGGCUGUGAGUCCAGGUAUUGGGCUCUCGCUUGUGUUCACAUACGCUGCUCUCGGCCCGCUUCGCUUAUCACCCCACGAUCCAUUUCUGUCUCUUUUAUCUCUAUUGGGCUUCUUCCAAUCUGCAGGAUACCCAAUCAAUUCAUAGCACUUGUCCUCAGUGUGGCCCAGCUUACUGCAAUGCCCACAUCGAGGUUUUUCUUUUCUUCUGUCUUUCCGAUCAUCGAACCCUCUCGCCCUAGACUAAUAAGCGCUCGCCCCCUAUCAAAUAAAGCCUGAAACGCCCCUAUCAAAUAAAGCUUCUGGAUUGGCUCUCUGCAUAAUGGAUAUAUGUCUCUCUUUCUCAUCCUCUGAGACGAGAUGAUAGGCCGCCCCCAGACUCAUCAAGGGCUUCGUACUCAGUAUGUGAGUUUUCACUGUGCCGAAUUCUUCAUCUAGCCCCUAUCAAAUAAGGAAAAUCAUAGAGCUGAUCCCCUCAUCUACAUAGCCCUGCUUUCUUCGAUCUGCUUUUCAAUUCCGCAUGUGCACUUACCGCAAGCGCAUCUUGGGGGAGGAGUUAUUUGUCGUGCCUCAUCCCAAAACGCCUUGAGCUUGGUAUAGUAGACUGCUACGGGUUGUUUGUUCUGCCGUAGGUAUGCGAUGUCUCGCCGGAUCUCAUAUGCCCGCGGCGCACUUCCUUGUCCAAAACGAUCACUAAGGUCCAUCCAUAUUUCCCUUGCCGUCUUAGCAUAU
Molecule: messenger RNA, 5015 nt
Organism: Prosopis cineraria
Lineage: Eukaryota; Viridiplantae; Streptophyta; Magnoliopsida; Fabales; Fabaceae
Product: putative ATP synthase protein YMF19
Exons: 1
Coding region: 380-862 (160 amino acids)
Cellular component (GO): mitochondrion; membrane
Source: RefSeq, a predicted model, not a curated record